Cyprinus carpio (common carp) is the source of this 1572-nucleotide messenger RNA. RefSeq names its product deoxyribonuclease 1 like 1 (gene dnase1l1). NCBI's taxonomy places the organism in Eukaryota, Metazoa, Chordata, Actinopteri, Cypriniformes, Cyprinidae. Gene Ontology annotation, cellular component: nucleus. Gene Ontology annotation, molecular function: DNA nuclease activity. Gene Ontology annotation, biological process: DNA catabolic process. The record is from RefSeq and is a predicted model, not a curated record.
UAGCAAAGCAGAAGGUGUGUCCUCAGCUUUCUAAACAUAAUAACACCAGUGGAAACUCUUCACUGCAGAACGGAAAGAAAGAGAGAGACAGUAUUGUUGAAGUGAAACCCAACACAUUUUAAAUGAGUCUGGAUUACUUCCAACUACAACAGCAUAGGCUGUAAACUUCACAAUAGGUCACUACCCUUAAAGCAGACACAUCCGGAUCCCUGACAGCUGUCUGAUCACAGGUCUCACCCAGAAGUAGCCAAAACUUUGAUCAGAAUAUAAUUAGGAUGAGCGGCAGACUGCUCCUCCUCACUCUCUCUAUUCUCUCUGACCCGCUGAGCUGCCAUGGCUUCAGAAUUUGUGCCUUUAAUGUUAAAAGCUUUGGUGAUUCAAAAUCAGUCAAUGACAAAAUCAUGACUUCUCUAUCAAGGAUUGUAUCUCGCUGUGACAUAUGCUUGCUCCAGGAGGUCAGAGAUCAGAAAAAUAAAGCCAUCCCACGACUGCUUGCUGCAGUCAACAGACUUAAUGAUAAUGAUUAUGACUAUGUGGCAAGUAAACGUCUCGGGAGGACACAAAACUAUCAGGAGCAAUAUGUUUUUGUUUACAGGAAAAGCACAGCGAAGCUGAAAAACCAGUAUCAGUAUCCAGAUACACAGAAAGGGGAUGUAGAUGCUUUUUCCAGAGAACCAUUUGUGGUACAUUUUCAAGCCCCUAAAACAGUGGCCAAGGAGUUUGUCUUGAUCCCGCAGCACACCACUCCCUCAAAUGCCACCAAAGAGAUUGACGAACUCUAUGAUGUCUUUGUGGACAUUAGAGCACGGUGGAAAAUUGAGAAUGUGAUGUUCCUUGGGGACUUCAAUGCAGCUUGUGGUUAUGUGGCUAAAAAGAACCGUAAGAACAUCAGGCUCUUCUCUGACCCGUCUUUCAUCUGGCUGAUUCAGGAUAACGUGGACACUACAGUGAAACAGACGACUGACUGUGCAUAUGACCGAAUUGUUGUGCACAGAGAGCAAUUUCUCAGAACAAUUGAACCGAUUUCAGCACGGCCGUUCAAUUUUCCCAAGGAAUUCCACCUUACAGAGGCUGAGGCCCUAGAAGUGAGUGAUCACUACCCCAUCGAGGUGCUCCUCAAAACUCAGAACAUGUUCUUCAAAGGAAACAGCAAAGCUUCGUGUCUUCUGCCUACAUCGUUUGUUCUGAACAUCUUACUGCUACUGCAAAUGAUCAUAUGAACACGAAUGAACCAGAAGUGGAUUAUUCAUCUCACCUAGAUGAAGUAGACUUUACUUUGCUGUUACACAGCUGUUAUGUACUUGAGCUUAUACAGAUCCACAACUGCAUCUUCAGGAUGUGCUGGAUAGUGGAUGUGACUGACCAUUUUUUUUAAUAGCUUCUAGAAAUUAUGAAAUGAUCAUUGAGAAUUUAUUUUUGAUAAAUACGUAUAAUUUUGCUUUGAUUCAUCUAAGUUAAGAAACCUUGGAGUUAUGAUUGAUGAUCAGCUGACUUUCUCAGACCACAUUGCUAAAACUGUCCGGUCCUGCAGAUUUGCUUUAUUCAACAUCAAGAAGAUCAGGCCCUUUCUUU